This is a messenger RNA of Pisolithus orientalis, 1068 nucleotides long. RefSeq names its product metal-dependent protein hydrolase. The record is from RefSeq and is a predicted model, not a curated record. The coding region runs from base 50 to 1033 and encodes 327 amino acids. Lineage: Eukaryota; Fungi; Basidiomycota; Agaricomycetes; Boletales; Pisolithaceae. Gene Ontology annotation, cellular component: nucleus; cytoplasm. The transcript is spliced from 8 exons.
AUCAAAUGGUCAUUCGUCACCUUCCAACUUCCAACACCACCGAACAGAUAUGGAGGCAAAGACAAUAGGAACCCACAAUGGCACCUUUCACUGUGAUGAGGCCCUAGCCGUCUUUCUCUUGCGACACACCCCCACUUAUCGGGAAGCAAGUUUGAAAAGAACCAGAGAUCCGUCCAUCUUGGAUACGUGUGACAUCGUCGUCGAUGUAGGAGCCGUGUAUGAUGUUGAAAAGAGGCGUUUUGAUCACCACCAACGUGGUUUCGAAGAAGUGUUUGGGUAUGGCUUCGGGAUUAAACUAUCGUCGGCUGGCCUUAUCUACAAGCACUUUGGGAAAGAAGUCAUCGCCCGUGAAUUAGAGUUGGACAUCGAGGAUCCAAAUGUCACAGUUCUCUGGUUGAAACUGUACAAGGAAUUUAUAGAGGCCAUCGAUGGCAUUGAUAAUGGAGUAUCUCAGUACCCCUCAGAACAAAAGCCGCGAUAUCGUAAUCGGACCGACUUGUCAAGUAGGAUCGCUUGGCUCAACCCACCUUGGAAUUAUCCGACGGAUGCAGGGGCCAUCGAUUCCCUGUUUAGCAAGGCCUCACAGCUUGCCGGGGAAGAAUUUCUUGGCAGACUGAGGUACUAUGCGAAUGCGUGGUUGCCUGCCCGAGGUUUUGUUGGAGCCGGCCUUACUGCUCGGCGUGGGGUCGAUCCCAGCGGGAGAAUCAUACUAUUCGAACAGUUCAUUCCCUGGAAGGAACACCUUUUUGAGCUCGAAGAAGAGCAGAAUAUUGCAAGCGACGCUCUCCCAUUGUACGUCAUAUACCCUGACGAGUUCAGCGGUAAUUGGCGCGUUCAAGCCGUGCCUGUCGCGCCGGAGAGCUUCGAGAGCCGGAAGGCACUACCCGAGAAAUGGAGAGGGCUUCGGGAUGAUGAAUUGUCUCGGGCUUGCGGCGUGGAAGGGUGCAUUUUUGUACACGCAUCAGGAUUUAUAGGAGGCAACAAAACAAAGGAAGGAGCGUUGGGGUUAGCUAGACUUGCUGUUGUGAUGUAAUCUUAAGAAAUCAACAAGCACCUCUUUUGAUCUCA